This is a messenger RNA of Durusdinium trenchii, 2316 nucleotides long. NCBI's taxonomy places the organism in Eukaryota, Dinophyceae, Suessiales, Symbiodiniaceae. The record is from the annotation of a GenBank genome assembly.
AUGGCAGCCCGUGUCUUGGAGACGUGCCUCAAAGACCCCAUUCUUGAGACGCACCUCAGCACCCAUUUCGCCAUGCUCCGAGGGUCUGCCAAGCGCGAGGACAGGUUAGCCUUGCUGAAUGAGCUUGUUUGCUUGGGCCUUGGGGACUUAAAAGAAAAGAAACGACGGCAGGGAGGGACGGGUCGAUAUGUGGAAUUCCAUCGUUGCCCUCUCUCUCCAGCGAUUUCAGCCACCCUUCUGGACCUACAAGUCUCUGAGGCUUUCUGGCCGUCUUCAAUCCCGCAGUCUGCUGGUCAGGAUGCACGUCCUGAGCGCUCACCACUUCCACCAAUGCAUGGCGCAGGAAAACGUGGAAGACACGGGGAGGAGCCAGCAGACAACGCUGAAGAAAACGACGCACGUCGGGGUCGUCCUUCUGCUGAGGAGGUUGCUGCUCUCUACACCAUGCGGUACACACUGCCGUGCGAGCGCGCCUUGUCCAAAGUCGAUUUUUUGAAGCAAGAGCAAGCUUGGGCAAGUUCUCUCAUACCCGGGCACAAUUUGAGAAUCCGGUCCCAAUGCGCUCCACAUGCACACGGCUUCAAGGCUUACCUCUGGUGCAAUUCCUGCGAUGCAUGUCAGGAUCGGAAGGGCUGGAAAGCAAUUUGCACAUACAACCAGCCGGAGAAUGAAAUUGAGAGGAAGUCCACUCCAAUCACUGCCCACGGCGAUUUUAGUGCCACACGGGCAUGGAAUCCUCUGACUGCUACUGCCGAGCAUGCUUUGAAGCAGUAUGUGCAAAACCAUACUCGUUUCACAACCCAAGACCUUGUGCGGGUCGUCGAGCAACACCAGCCGGACCGCCCGUCAGACGCCUGGCUCCGCACGUGGGGAAAGAACCACCGCGUGCACAAGGGCAGUGCUGCUUCCCGUGCCAGUUCCUUCAAGUGGGUGGCUGCAGACUGGAGACAAUUGGAGCGUGAACUGGGUUCUGUGCAGGGUGUAGAUGAUGCUGUAAAUGAGCUAAAGGACCUGGCUCAAAAGUCGGUGUUUCGCUGCGCUAGCCGGGUGACCGACUGGGCACAUGUCAUUGGUGUUUGCAACCGCCCCAAGACCACAAAAGCUUUGAUGCCUGCAGAUGAGAGGAUCAAAACCUUCCGCACAGGUGCCUUUGCCACAGUGAAAAGCCAUUUGACGCAGAGUGGUCUGAAGUUGUUGCCCUUGAAAGCAGCGAAAGCAUUGCAGAGGCAUUACUUUGUCAAGCAUUCGCGCCAGCAAGCCCAGACUGCUUUUGGAGCCUUUGACUGGCCCGGAGAACCAACUACGUUCUACACCGCUGAGUGGUGGUGUGGCCUGCAGCGAAUCCAGCCUGGAUCCGCUUCCGGCACACAAGCGCAGGAGUCAUGGCACCGCUGGAAGCUUAAAAAGUACCUCGGCCUCCGCAGUAGCUUGCAAUCCUUCGCAUCGUCCUUAGCCAGCUUCACUAAGUCACGUCUGAUGGACUUGCGUGCAGCGGGCUCGUGCCUACCCGACAUGCCAGCCGAACCGUUUCCUGAUAAGAUGGUCUUGUGGGAUUCGGACGCACUGACCCGGCAAGGCCGGUCAUCGGCGGAACAGUUUUUUAGGGUGCAGGCGUGGGACCGUUUUGACGAUGAUGAUGGGACAACAUUCUUGUGCAUGCGCCGCACCCUGGCCACAUAUGACCACGCUUCCAAAACUUGGCCUCUUUUGGAUUUGGAAAAGCUUUUGAAGCUGUUGGAUUCCUAUGUUGUUGUUGCAGUGGGCCACUUUGCUGCCCAAUUCUGGCGUCGAGAGUCAAUGGCGCAGGAGCUCAGCCCGCAUACGCAGGGCUUUUGUGCGUUUUGCGCCGAGUUUUGUCUCCACGCAACCUGUGAGCACAUGCACGCUGCGUUCCUCGUUUUAGGCCAAUUGUCGCUACAGCGGCCAGUGUUUCCCCAGCGAAGCCAGCCGGUACCUUUGUUUGAACAACAGCCUGUUCAAGUCUUGUUGCCCUCGGCUUUGGGUGGGCUCUCGGACCAAAGCCAUCCUCGACCUCAGCCUUUGGCCAUUCCGCGUGAGGACGCUGCACUUGCUGCGUUUCUACGCUGUCACCAGUGGACUUUGUGGAAUCCUCCGCUGCAACAGCAGCAAAUAACAGUUCAUCAGUUGUCCGUCCUGAGCUUUGCAGACCUCCGCCUUGCCUUGCCAAGUCUUCCUUCUGGUGUCCUCCUCCAAAUGCAAAGCGCUGCCACGAAGUGGCCUUCAUUGACCACGGUCUGCCAGAUUCAUGUCCCAGAGGUGGCGGCUGGAGUUGGCUCAUCAGAUGUGUUCGACUAA